CAGCUCUUGUACAAGCUCUGGUCAUACUUGUUAAAUUAAGACGCGACAGAGCAUUUGUACUUUUUCAGUUUUCUAGAAAGGAAAAUGGCAUAAAACCCGGCCAAAAAAGUGAUAAAAACCCAAAUUUUCUAAACACACACACAUACAGACACGAGAAGAGCCAACGAACUCGUGCAGCGACGCCCAAGAAUGAAAGAGAGCAAGGCAACAUGAAAAUUACAGCAACAACAACUGCUGGCUCACCGAAGAAGUUGUAAAAAAGACGCAAAAGAAGAAGCAGCAGCCACAACAGUAUUUUUAUUAGCGGGUGUUGUUGUUGUCAUAUACACAUCUCCCCUAACUCAACGUUUACGUUCCACCAGCAGCAUAUAUUAUAUAUCUUAGAGAAAAUCCAAUUCCAAAGAGAUCUGACGACGCCCUAGCAGCGGACAACCAACCAAUAUUUUAAUUUAUCAUUGUGAUAGUUACUAGUUUUAGUACAUUUUAAGCACUUUUAAACAACCAAACGUUGCAAGCCAAAAACGAGAAAUCCAAAAAAGCUAUAGUUAAUAGAUACAUAUUGUAAUGCAUUCCAAGAUGAGUGGACAGUAUGGGUUGGCAGCCGUCGCCCUGCUGUUGAUUAGCUGUCUGGCUUGUCCAUCGAACAUCGAGGCCUGCUCCAGCCGCACGGUGCCCAAGCCGCGCUCUUCGAUCUCCUCGUCGAUGUCUGGGACUGUCUUGCCGCCCACUCAAGCACCAAUCACUAGUAGCACCACAAUGCGCCCUACAACGACGACCACGCCCCGACCGAACAUCACAUUCCCCACGUACAAAUGCCCGGAGAACUUCGACACCUGGUACUGCCUGAAUGAUGCCCAUUGCUUUGCGGUGAAGAUUGCCGAUCUGCCGGUUUAUAGCUGCGAGUGCGCCAUUGGUUUUAUGGGCCAACGGUGCGAGUACAAGGAGAUUGACAACACUUAUCUGCCCAAGCGACCGCGUCCAAUGCUGGAGAAGGCGAGCAUUGCGAGUGGAGCCAUGUGUGCGCUGGUCUUCAUGCUGUUCGUCUGCCUGGCCUUCUAUUUGCGCUUCGAGCAGCGGGCUGCCAAGAAGGCCUACGAGUUGGAGCAGGAAAUGCAGCAGGAGUACGAUGACGACGACGGCCAGUGCGAAUGCUGCCGGAAUCAGUGCUGUCCGGAUGACGAUGAGCCGAUCGUUGUGGAGCGAAAGCUUCCCUACCACAUGCGGCUGGAGCACGCUCUCAUGUCCUUCACCAUUCGACGCAGCAACAAGCUGUGAGGAGAUAGAAUUAUAUCGAAUAUGCCUUGCCCAUCACAAAUUUACAUUGGGCUUUAGUCGAUAGUUGAUAAAAUACCUAUUUACUAAACGCUAAAUGUGUGUACCCAAGAACUGUCCACUAAACCCUACUAUCUAGAGAUUCUCACAUUCUUGUACCGAAAGUUUUCACCCAGAAAUGUGGUUUAAACGAGCCUUGUAUUACCCAAUUGACUAUGAAUUUUUAAAAACCUAAUGCUAGCUAUUUAUUAUUAUUGCUAACUGAUAUGCGUAUCACAAACACAACGCGAAACACGCGCCAAGUAUUAUUUAUUGCGAGAGAGAUUUAAGAAAAAAUGAUCUGAAUUUUUCUAAAUAAACUUACGAAACUGCACCAUGCAAA
Messenger RNA from Drosophila ficusphila, 1654 nucleotides. RefSeq names its product protein spitz. Bases 565 to 1275 code for a protein of 236 amino acids. Gene Ontology annotation, molecular function: epidermal growth factor receptor binding; receptor ligand activity. Gene Ontology annotation, biological process: epidermal growth factor receptor signaling pathway. The transcript is spliced from 3 exons. The record is from RefSeq and is a predicted model, not a curated record. NCBI's taxonomy places the organism in Eukaryota, Metazoa, Arthropoda, Insecta, Diptera, Drosophilidae.